GGGGCCUGGUGCCGCGGGCGCCCGGGUGCCGGAAGUUGUGCUCCCAGUGGAUGGGGUGGUUCUUUCUCUACUUCCCGGUGGCCGUGCUUCCAAUUUUGAGACUCCGGCGGCCUGUUUCUUACCCCUGCUUCUCCCGGAAGCUUCCGGGAUGUCAGCGAUUCCUGCGGAGGAGAGCGACCAGCUGCUGAUCCGGCCCCUUGGAGCUGGGCAAGAAGUAGGAAGAUCAUGUAUUAUUCUGGAGUUCAAAGGAAGAAAAAUCAUGCUGGACUGUGGGAUCCACCCUGGCCUAGAAGGAAUGGAUGCUCUUCCUUACAUUGAUUUAAUUGACCCAGCUGAGAUUGAUCUCCUGUUAAUUAGUCAUUUUCAUUUGGAUCAUUGUGGAGCUUUGCCCUGGUUUCUACAGAAGACGAGUUUCAAAGGAAGAACAUUUAUGACUCAUGCCACAAAAGCUAUUUAUAGGUGGCUUCUUUCAGAUUAUGUCAAAGUUAGUAACAUAUCCGCGGAUGACAUGCUAUACACCGAGACAGACCUGGAGGAAAGCAUGGACAAAAUCGAGACCAUCAACUUCCACGAAGUUAAAGAGGUUGCAGGAAUCAAGUUCUGGUGCUACCACGCAGGCCACGUCCUCGGAGCCGCCAUGUUCAUGAUCGAGAUCGCGGGCGUGAAGCUUUUGUACACAGGUGAUUUCUCAAGACAAGAAGACAGGCACUUAAUGGCAGCUGAAAUUCCUAAUAUUAAGCCUGAUAUUCUCAUCAUUGAGUCUACGUAUGGGACCCACAUCCAUGAGAAACGGGAAGAGCGAGAGGCAAGGUUCUGUAACACCGUCCACGAUAUCGUGAACAGAGGGGGCCGAGGGCUCAUCCCUGUCUUCGCGCUCGGAAGGGCCCAGGAGCUGCUCCUGAUCCUAGAUGAGUACUGGCAGAACCACCCCGAACUGCAUGACAUCCCCAUCUACUACGCCUCAUCCCUGGCCAAGAAGUGCAUGGCGGUGUACCAGACCUACGUGAACGCCAUGAACGACAAGAUCCGCAAGCAGAUCAACAUCAACAACCCCUUCGUCUUCAAGCACAUUAGUAACCUCAAGAGCAUGGAUCAUUUUGAUGACAUCGGUCCCAGCGUUGUGAUGGCCUCCCCAGGCAUGAUGCAGAGUGGCUUGUCCAGGGAGUUGUUCGAAAGCUGGUGUACUGAUAAGAGGAACGGCGUCAUUAUAGCAGGGUACUGUGUGGAAGGGACGCUCGCCAAGCAUAUCAUGUCUGAACCUGAAGAAAUCACUACCAUGUCUGGGCAGAAGCUACCACUGAAAAUGUCUGUUGACUACAUCUCUUUCUCUGCUCAUACAGAUUACCAGCAAACCAGUGAAUUUAUUCGUGCUUUGAAACCGCCUCACGUGAUUUUAGUCCAUGGAGAGCAGAACGAAAUGGCCAGGUUGAAAGCAGCACUGAUCCGCGAGUACGAAGAUAAUGACGAGGUUCACAUAGAGGUGCACAACCCUCGGAACACAGAAGCAGUGACCCUGAACUUCAGGGGAGAAAAGCUAGCCAAGGUCAUGGGCUUCUUAGCAGACAAAAAACCCGAACAAGGCCAGCGUGUCUCAGGAAUCCUUGUUAAAAGAAACUUUAACUAUCACAUACUUUCUCCUUGUGACUUGUCCAAUUAUACUGACUUAGCCAUGAGCACUGUGAAACAGACCCAAGCCAUUCCAUACACUGGCUCCUUUAAUUUGCUUUAUUACCAGCUACAGAAGUUGACGGGUGACGUAGAAGAAUUAGAAAUUCAAGAAAAGCCUGCUCUGAAAGUGUUCAAAAAUAUUACCGUAAUACAGGAACCAGGCAUGGUGGUAUUAGAAUGGUUGGCAAAUCCUUCUAAUGACAUGUAUGCAGACACCGUGACCACCGUCAUACUGGAAGUUCAGUCCAACCCCAAAAUACGGAAAGGUGCAGUGCAGAAGGUCUCCAAGAAGUUAGAAAUGCACGUGUACAGCAAGAGGCUGGAGAUCAUGCUGCAGGACAUAUUUGGAGAAGACUGUGUGAGUGUGAAGGACGGCUCCGUGCUCAGCGUCACGGUGGAUGGGAAGACCGCCAACGUGAACUUGGAGACCCGGAGUGUAGAAUGUGAAGAAGGCAGUGAGGACGAUGAAUCCCUCCGAGAAAUGGUGGAACUAGCUGCGCAGAGACUCUACGAGGCGCUCACGCCAGUUCACUGACAGCCCCGUCCCCAUCCCCGUCCCUGUCUCUGUCCCCGUGCGUGUUUAAACCUUCUAAAUACUUGACCCUACUUCUGUUACUGCAAAUAAAACAUGCUAGUUUCU
Tupaia belangeri chinensis (Chinese tree shrew) is the source of this 2308-nucleotide messenger RNA. RefSeq names its product cleavage and polyadenylation specific factor 3 (gene CPSF3). The record is from RefSeq and is a predicted model, not a curated record. Gene Ontology annotation, molecular function: RNA binding; RNA endonuclease activity; 5'-3' RNA exonuclease activity. The transcript is spliced from 18 exons. Bases 149 to 2203 code for a protein of 684 amino acids. Gene Ontology annotation, cellular component: mRNA cleavage and polyadenylation specificity factor complex. Gene Ontology annotation, biological process: mRNA 3'-end processing by stem-loop binding and cleavage. Lineage: Eukaryota; Metazoa; Chordata; Mammalia; Scandentia; Tupaiidae.